AUGCCACUGACCCCGUCGCCAAAGUCUGUCGAUCCGAAGAACCAAGUUUUUGCCAUCAUUCGAAGUCGAGCAACUGCCGGUCCGCUUGAGGAGCUUGCCGCAAAGCGCAAAAACAUCCACAUUGUAGUGACCGAUAUCUCCGACCCGAGGAAAUUGGAUCAGGCUGCCGCCGAAGUCUCUAAAGUCACGGCCGGUUCGCUUGAUGUCUUGAUUCUCAACGCCGGCUCUGCAGGGCCGGAGACCAGCGUGCUGCCGCCAAGUGCGUUUCAUGGCAAGGAGGAAGCACUGGAGAACGAGAUUAAUGCGAACAUCAAAGCAAACCUGAUCAGUAACAUCUACGUCAUAAACUCCUUCCUCGACCUCAUUCGUCACGGCAAAGAGAAGAAGAUAAUAUUCGUUUCCAGUCAGAGUGGAGACAUUGAAUUCACUCGUAUCACUGGCCUUCCAGCCUUGCUGGGAUAUUCUAUCAGCAAGGCUGGCAUGAACAUUGUUACCACCAAGUUCGGCAUCGAAUUGGCCCAAGAUGGUAUCAAGACACUGUCUAUGAGUCCAGGAUGGGUAAAUACAGAUGCUGCAGUGACAGGCGAUCCGGAUGUACGCAAAUUCAUGCUAACUGCAUUCCGAAAACUUGACCCAAGCGUCAAUGGACCGAUACCGGUAGAUGAAUCAGUCACCGCUCAGCUUCGGGUGAUUCAGAGCUUGACGGAAGCGAACAGUGGGAAAUUUGUAUCACACCACGGAGACAGUAAGGAUUGGUUCUAG
Molecule: messenger RNA, 762 nt
Organism: Exophiala aquamarina CBS 119918
Lineage: Eukaryota; Fungi; Ascomycota; Eurotiomycetes; Chaetothyriales; Herpotrichiellaceae
Exons: 4
Coding region: 1-762 (253 amino acids)
Molecular function (GO): oxidoreductase activity, acting on the CH-OH group of donors, NAD or NADP as acceptor
Source: RefSeq, a predicted model, not a curated record